Messenger RNA from Lizanozyma spartinae, 1941 nucleotides. Its product is annotated as Hsp70 family ATPase. Gene Ontology annotation, biological process: cellular response to unfolded protein; protein refolding. The record is from RefSeq and is a predicted model, not a curated record. Lineage: Eukaryota; Fungi; Ascomycota; Pichiomycetes; Serinales; Debaryomycetaceae. Gene Ontology annotation, cellular component: mitochondrion; cytoplasm. Gene Ontology annotation, molecular function: misfolded protein binding; ATP binding; ATP-dependent protein folding chaperone. The transcript has a single exon. The coding region runs from base 1 to 1941 and encodes 646 amino acids.
AUGAGGCUGUAUUUAAGGACAGGUGCCAGGCUGAAAACAGUAUGGGAAACGCUAAGAAGAAGCCAAAGCAGUCGUGCCAUAAUUGGUAUUGAUUUGGGAACCACUAACUCCGCCGUUGGAGUGGUACGGGAUGGAAAAGCUUCGAUCUUGGAAAAUAAUGAAGGUCAACGAACCACACCAUCAAUUGUGGCAUUCCAAAAGGAUAAAGGCGAUAAUGUUAUAGUAGGGAAUGCAGCCAAACGGCAAGCGUUGGUCAACUCCAAGAAUACCUUUUUCGGUACCAAACGGUUAAUUGGUCGGAGAUUCAGUGAUGAAGAAGUACAACGAGAUAUCCGUAUGGUGCCUUAUAAGAUUAUUGCUGGGGAGAAUGGAGAAGCAUGGGUGGAGACUUCUUACGGCACAAAGUAUUCUCCAGCACAGAUUGGAGGGUUUAUAUUGGAUAAAAUGAAACAGUUUGCACAACAGCAAUUGGGAUCCAAAGUCAAUCAAGCGGUGGUGACGGUGCCGGCAUAUUUCAAUGAUUCACAAAGACAAGCAACGAAACAAGCAGGUACUUUGGUUGGUUUAGAGGUGGUUCGAGUCAUCAAUGAGCCCACAGCAGCAGCAUUGGCCUAUGGAAUCGACAAAAAGAGAAAAGAUGGCACUGUUGCUGUUUUUGACUUGGGAGGAGGGACUUUUGAUAUUUCCAUUUUGGAUAUCGAAGAUGGUGUCUUUGAAGUCAGGGCAACCAAUGGUAACACCCAUUUAGGGGGAGAAGACUUUGAUAUCGUGUUGUUGAAUUAUAUUUUGGAUGUGUUUAAGAAGGAGAACAAUGGACUAGAUCUUUCCCACGAUACGUUGGCCGUACAAAGGAUUCGAGAAGCUGCCGAACGAUGUAAGAUUGAGUUAUCACAUGUGAAGAAGGCCGAGAUCAACUUACCUUUCAUCCACGAAGAUAAGCACUUAAACAUCACCAUUACUGAAGAUCAAUUGGACUCCAUGACGAUGUUUUUGAUUGAACAGACCAUUGAACCCGUCAAGAAGUGUAUUCGAGAUUCCGAGUUGAAGGUGAGUGACAUCGAUGAGGUGAUCUUGGUGGGAGGGAUGACGAGAAUGCCCAAGAUCCGUCAAGUCGUUGAAGAGUUGUUCAAGAAGAAACCCAGUACAGCCGUGAACCCUGAUGAAGCUGUUGCUCUUGGAGCUUCGAUUCAAGGGGCAGUGUUAGCAGGACAAAUCAGUGAUGUUGUUCUAUUGGAUGUGACCCCCUUAUCGUUAGGGAUUGAGACCUAUGGAGGGAUCUUCAGUCCCUUGAUCCCCCGGAACACUUCCGUCCCUAUCAAAAGGGAGCAGACGUUCUCCACAGCUGUUGAUGGCCAAACAGGUGUGGAGAUCAGUGUUUAUCAAGGAGAAAGAUCACUAGUGAAAGAUAACAAAUUGAUAGGCCAAUUUAAGUUAUCAGGGAUCCCCCCGGGACCUAAGAGCACUCCCAAGAUAGCAGUCACAUUUGAAAUCGAUGUUGAUGGGAUAUUGAAUGUGACUGCUACUGAUAAGACCCCAUACCCCGAAGAUCAUCCUUGUUUUGGCAAGCCCAAUGCUGUGUCGAUCCAAAUGGCGGGAGAAACCGGGUUGACUCAGGAAGAUGUUGAUCGACUUCUUGCCGAAAGUGAGGCGAAGAAACAAGAAGAUGCUGCUCUCCGAAGUCACUUCGAGAAUGCUUCACAGGCCGACAUCUUGUGUACUGAUGCUGAGAAUGCUGUGGACCAAUUUGGGUCGCUUAUGGACCAAUCCGAGAGAGACGCUAUCAACAAGAUCAUAGCGCUGAUCCGAGAAAAGAUAUUGGAUAUAAGAGAAAGAGGAAUUCUACAUGAUCAACAGGAGAUACGUAACGAAGUGGAGACAUUGAACCAGACAUGUCUUGAAGCUAUAAAGAAUGUCGCAAAGAGACAACAGCAAGCAAAGUAA